GCCCGAGGGAUUUCUCGGCAUUGAGCUGAAGUGAGGGAAGCAGCGAGCUUGGGAGGUUGUCUUUGUACCGAAGAAGCUCUGCUAGCCAGGCCUCAAUUGCUCACUGAGUGAGUCUAUCUAUCUAUCGUUGCCCCAUCUGGUUGGAGAUAGUGAUGCUGCUGCAGUUGUCAUAAUGCAGAAUCGGUCUCGUUGACUGGCAGGGUCUCUCUGGCUCUCUGAUACCAAAACAAACUGAAAUCACUGCGCAUCUGUGGAGUUCCAUAGCUGUGUUUUGAAUGGAGCUUUAACUCUAUGUUUUGAAUGUGGUUUGAACCCGUCUUGGUUUCAGAUGAACAUGUGCUGGCUUUGACAGCUGAGUUGGAUAGCCGAGUUGGUAGAUCAUUGAAAUCUUUGAUCGCGACAAGCCUGUCAUUAAGCAGGCGAGUUGCAAAUGGUUGUAUUGUGUCUAGUGUUGUGAGGGGCUAACUUUGAGCUGUGCCAACGUUGUAUUGUGAUCGUUCAUAGCUAACGACUCCAUGGACAGAUUGAGAUUUGUUAUAGAAUAAUCAGGCUGAAGACAAAUGAGCGUUUUCUCCAGCCAGAUUCCGAUGCCUGUCCUCCUCGGGUAAUGACGUUGGAUUACCGAGGCGAUCCCUGGUCAUUACGUGGGUCUUCCUCAUCAAACUUGAACCUCUCUUCGCACUGUCAGGAUAGGCUCUCCUCACAAGAGGCAAAUCGGGGACUUUUACUGAUCACAUAAUUGACUGGGACCCUUCUUGGAGCUGGAGCAAGACUCCAAGGACCUUCUCACCAGAAUUCAGACCUGGAAUCCUUCUUCACGAAUACAAGCAUCCAACUGGAUCUAUUUCCUGAGAGCGCUCAGUUCGAGCCAAAGGAUUAUCGUGGAUCUUUGAUGCUGUGAAUACAUGCAGGUGCUCUAUGUGAGGAUAAGUGUUUUGAUGAUGUGACAUGCUCGCUGUUGCUACUUUGAAAUAAGUUUAAAGUGUGAGGAAACAGAAAAGGCGAGAAAAGACACCCAACAUGGAGAAUUAAUGGUGCAACGUCUAAAUCCAGAACACGUGUGCAGAGGAUGAGAAAGAAGCAAGAUGUCAACUAAGAUGGGUGUUAAGAUUGCCGCUAUGUCCCUAGUUUUGGGGCUAUGCGGCCAUCUUGUUUGUGGGAUGUAUCUGGGCCGCCAUCUAACACACAUGGCUAUAGACAAUGAGACAGGUAUUGUUUAUGUGGGUGGGGUCAAUCGUAUUUAUCAGUUGGACUCUGAGUUGACUUUGAUGGUGGAAGCUGAGACAGGUCCUCGGAAUGACAGUCCCAACUGUGCCCCCCCUCCUGAUUCUUGCUCGUAUGAAAAACACGAAACUUCCAACUACAACAAAAUAUUGCUGAUUGAUCGGAACAGGAAUAAGCUAGUCACUUGCGGUAGCGUGUACCAAGGGGCGUGCGAAACUAGGAAUUUAAUCAAUGUAUCAAAAGUUAAGGAAUUUUAUGAUGGCGACCAGGUCACUGAUUAUGCUGUAGGAGCAAACGAACCCAAUGCGUCAACAGUCGCCUUUGUCGCCCCAGGACCACCCCCAACCAAUCACGAUGUUCUCUACGUUGGUACAACCUUUACCGGAAGAAUGCGGGAAGAUCGUAUAUACAGAGAUGAAGUGCCUGCCAUAAGCAGUCGUAGUUUAAGAAAGGACAAAUUCUCGUUAGCUGCAGUUACUAAUGCAUUACAAGGUCGUUCGUCUUCAAUUUACCUGAAAAGAGAAAUUAGUCCUGUGUAUCGAAUCAAAUAUGUCUCCGGCUUCAGUUCAGGGAACUUUAGUUAUUUUCUAACUGUUCAGCGCGAUUCACUUGACGAUAACAGGAUGACCAAAAAUGUAUCCAAAAUUAUUCAGCUGUGUCAGAAAGAUCCCAAUUUCUUCUCCUAUGCUGAUGUGCCAUUAAAAUGUGAACAUAAUGGCAUGGAUUACAAUGAGAUUCAAACAUCCACUGUGAUAAAACCUGCAUCUGAACUACGCGAUUCUCUCUACUUGGGCGAAGACGACGAGAUUCUCAUCGGACUUUUCUCCCGCUACAAUGAAGACAUGGACAGAACUGACGCCGCGAUCUGUGUGUAUCCUAUGAAGGAUGUGCGUGCUAAAAUUCUGGAAAAUAUAAAAUUGUGUCACCAAGGCAACACGUCAGUGAGUGGGGGUGGAUACCUAAGAGUCGGUCCCCGUGGCAACUGCAACCAACAGAGUGGCCUGGUGAUCAACAACAUAGAGGAUGACAAUGAAUACUUGUGCAACACCCUCCUGGAGAGCUUCUCCAUGGUGGUCGGCAUCAGCCCCAUCGUCAAGGCCCCCCUCAGGACCUUCCAGAACACCCUGCUCACCGCCAUCGCAGUCACCACUGUCAACGAACACACCAUCGCGUUUAUCGGAACAAGUGAUGGCUACCUCAAGAAGGUGGUGCUCAAGUCAGCUGAACGAGCCCAUGAGUAUGAGGAGAUCUUGGUGGAUGCCAACAGCGCCAUUGCACAGGAUAUGGCCUUUGACCCAAAGGCAGAAUUCAUCUAUGUGAUGACAGAUACGAAUGUGACAAGGCUGAAGGUGCAGAACUGUCUGAGGUUCGGAAGCUGCAGUGACUGUCUCUCGGAUGGAGAUCCAUACUGUGGCUGGUGCUCAUUGGAGAAAAAGUGUGUGCUGAGAAGUAGCUGUCCAAACUCCGAGGAUCCAUCGAUGGCAAGAUGGCUGCAUGGCCGAGCCAAUCAGUGCAUCUACAUCACUGAGAUCUCCCCCAAAACUGUCUCUGUCACCAAAGUUGAAGAGCUGCACCUGACCAUCCCCCAGCUGCCCAUGACCAGCACCUACAGCUGCGUGUUCCAGCAACUCAACUGGAGCUCCAAGGCCGAUUUCUGGUACUUUGGUGCAAAGUGCAUGACGCCCAACUUCACAGAUCUGGGACUGUCACUCGGGGACAAAGCCUCCCAGACCGUCACUCUGGCCCUCAACUCCAGUGAAACCGGAAAACUUUUUGUCACCAGGAAGUUCACCUUUUACAAUUGCAGCAACUUCAAGACGUGCUCAUCCUGUGCAAGUUCCCCGUUUGUGUGUGACUGGUGUAUCUAUGAGAACUCAUGUCACCACAACACCCUGCAGUGCCAACAAGGCAUCAUCAGAUCACAGGCUAGCACCUUGCCGGGUAAGCGUGGAGCCGUCCAUUGCCCACGGAUCGAGACGAAGGUGACCGACAACAUCUAUCUGCCUGUCGGGGUACGCAGGAAAGUGCUUCUCAAGGGCUACAACUUCCCACGCCUUGGGUCAACAUUUGGUAACUAUGUGUGUGAAGUGGACACAGGGUCUUACACAUACAAGGCUGCGGCAGAGAGACUUGAUGACACACACAUCACCUGUGACAUGCCGAAGAUUGAGUAUAGUCAGGCCCAGGGUAAACUGGAAGCCCUCAUGAAGGUUUACUGGGGCAGCAAGUUCUACUUGGAGACCACCACACCUCUCAUAGCUACGGUGUACAAGUGUGAUGUUUUGGCCAACUUCGAGUGUGGACUGUGCCUCAAUCUCAACUACACGUGGGCGGCCCUGGAGUGUAUGUGGUGUGACAACACCUGCAAGUACAGCCCCAACUGUAACUCGCGAUCCGUGUCCUCCUGCCCUGCGCCAGAAAUAACUCGGGUAUUCCCAUUAUCGGGGCCCAUCCAAGGAGGAACCAAUGUUACAAUCGAGGGCAGCAACCUUGGCUCCACAUUUGAAGACAUUGAGAAUUCUGUUUUCAUCGCAAGUGUCAAAUGUAUGCCAUACCGGCAUCUCUAUUCUCCAUCGAAGAGAAUCGUGUGUCGUGCUGAUUGGAGAGGUCAGGUUGCUGAGGGAUACGUGACUGUGAAGAUCGGUGCUGCAGAGGCCCAGUACCGUGAAGCCACAUUUCAUUAUCAGAGUCCCCACCUGGAGUCCAUCUAUCCUGUGAACGGUCCCAAGGCUGGAGGGUCUCGCAUCACCAUAUCAGGGCGUAACCUGAACACUGGAGGGCAUAUUGAGGCCAGCUUCGGAGAUGCCCCUUGUCUUGUGGAGAGCUCCAGUGUGUCGGAGAGCUCCCUGGUGUGUGUGACCACUGGGGUGUGGGAUGCCACGCCCAGGUCCCCCAUCAAGCUGUUCUAUGAUGGAAGAGAGUUUCCUCUCAGUCGAGACUUCUUCUACCGAGAAAACCCAAUGAUUGAGAAAAUAUCCCCCCUCAAGAGCAUUGCCAGUGGUGGGCGAUACUUGACCGUCCUUGGACGCCAUUUCCGCUACAUCCAGAAGCCUCAGAUGUUUGCCUACAUCCCCACUGAGAAUGGAGAGUACUUCCCCACCAAGAACACUGACUGUUUCAUCCAUCAUGGGUCACUGAUGAAGUGCCCGACCCCAUCCCUGCCCCGUCUUGUGCGGAACCAGGUGCGCCUGAAGCGUGACGCACAGCAAAAAGCACCCCUGGUAGUGGAACUUGGCUUCAUCAUGGAUGGCGUACUGAGUGUCCGCAACCUGUCAGGCUCUGGCAUUGACACCCAGUUGGAAUAUUACCAAGACCCUCAAGUCUACAAUUUCACGGAGAAAGACAGGACGAAGAUCUUCAAGGGGGAGAUGCUGAUCAUUGAGGGCCACCAUCUGACAUUGGCAGCCGAUAAGUAUGAUGUCGUGGUUCUGAUUGGCCAGCAGCUGUGUAAUGUCACCACCCUGUCAUCCAACCAGAUUGUGUGUGCCCCGCCCCCUAAACAACCCCCAGGGAUCAACGGGGAUGGGAAAGAAGAUGGCAGGGAAUACCCCGAUGUCUAUGUGAAGGUCAAUAACCUGAGUUUCCAUGUGGGCCGUGUGAGGUAUGAUGUUCCAGAGCAGUACAGCUUCCCGAAGGAGGCCAUUGCGGGCAUCGCGGCCAGUGGUGGGUUCCUUCUCCUCAUCAUCAUCCUCAUCCUCAUCAUCUACAGACGACAGAGCACCAAGGCCGAGCGCAUCUACCGCAAACUGCAGAUACAGCUUGAUAACCUUGAGAGUAACGUUCGUAAUGAGUGCAAACAAGCUUUUGCUGAGCUGCAGACUGACAUGACAGAUUUGACAGGUGACAUCAUAGCAAGCGGUAUACCAUUUUGGGACUAUCACACCUACACGUUCAAGGUGCUGUUUCCAGGGAUGUCUGACCAUGUGAUCCUUCAUCCACCCCUGCAAAAGAAUGGCCGUAUCAAGUUCUCGGAUCAAGGCCUGGUGUUGUUCCAGCAGCUGCUCAGCAAGAAAGUUUUCCUGUUGACCUUCAUCCGGACGAUGGAGGACCAGAGAGGCUUCUCCAUCAGAGACAAAGUCAAUGUGGCGUCCCUCCUGAUGAUUAUCUACCAGGGCAAUAUGGAGUAUGCAACAGAAAUUUUGAAAUGCCUGUUGGUAGAACUGGUGGAGAAGUCUGUGUCGGGGCGACACCCCAAACUGAUGCUGAGAAGGACAGAGUCGGUCGUAGAAAAGUUACUUAGCAACUGGAUGUCGCUGUGUCUGUACAAGUAUUUGAAGGAUCAUGCCGGCUCUCCUCUGUUUAUGUUAUACAAAGCAAUAAAGCUACAGGCGGAGAAGGGACCAGUUGAUUACGUGACAGGAGAUGCCAGAUACUCUCUGUCCGAGGAUAAACUGCUUAGAGAGAAAAUAGAGCCCAAAGUGAUGACACUCAAUGUGGAGCAUAAUGGCGAGAUCAGCCAGUGCCGUGUCCUCGACUGUGAUACCGUAACCCAGGCCAAGGAAAAGAUGCUGGACAUGCUGUGUAGAAACGUUCCCUUCUCACAGCGGCCGUCCGUACAAGAUUUAGAUCUAGAGUGGAGAAAUGGUCCCACAGGUCCCGUUCUGCUCCAAGAUGAGGAGUCUACCACUCCCUGCAAGGAUGGCUGGCGCCGUUAUAACAUGCUGUCAUAUUACAAAGUAACAGAUGGCGCUUACAUGUCUCUGCUGCACCGGCAGCAAACCAUCAAGUCUUUGAAUGGUUCAUUAGAUAACACUGUUAUGUCUGUGAAUUCAGCCUUCCCCAUCAUGAAGAUGGACAACGACCCCGGCACCCGCCAUUGGCAUCUCGCCAAGCAUGAUGAUGCCACACAGAAGGAUGGGGGGGUCAAAAUGAUUUCUGAAAUCUUCCUUACCAGACUUUUGUCCACAAAGGGAACACUACAAAAGUACAUCGAUGAUUUAUUCAAGGCAAUGUUGAGCACCAAUCAUACAAUGCCGCCCAUCAUUAAGUACCUGUUCGACUUCUUGGACCAGUCAGCUGGGCAUUACGGGCUGACAGAUCCUGAUGUGGUACACACGUGGAAAUGUAACAGCUUGCCUUUGAGGUUCUGGGUGAACAUCGUGAAGAAUCCAGACUUCGUGUUUGACAUCAAUAAGCCCCAUAUUGUAGACUCAUGUCUCUCAGUGGUGGCACAGACUUUCAUGGAUAGUUGCUCCACCUCAGAACACAGACUGGGAAAGGACUCUCCAUCCAACAAGCUGCUGUUUGCCAAAGAUAUCGUCCACUACCGCAAGUCUGUAGAAAAAUACUUCCAGGACAUCCGGGAUCAGCCGGCAGUCAGUGAUCAGGACAUGAACUCCUUCCUGGCGGAAGUGUCUCGGAUGUGUACAGGGAAGUUCUAUAUAUCCAGUGCUUUGAGGGAGUUGUAUUCUUACGUGUCCAAGUAUCAUUCAGAGAUCUUAAAUGCUCUUGAUGUGGACAACCAAGCAAGUGCUCAGCAGCUGUCAAUGAGACUGGAGCAGGUCAUCACUAACAUGGAGGGGCCAUCCAACAAGACAGCGUACGUGUGAUGGCGACACACACACAUGCACACACUCUAGUCCGUCUUCUUUCGCUGGCCUGCUCUGCUCCUCUCAUCGGAAUGCAUUCUACAAUCUAGAGGAAUAGACCCCAGAUACACUGACACAGAUCCUUGUGAACAUGAUGAAGAUUAGUGUAGUGUUUGAGGAUGAUUGAGACAUUCGGAAACUAUAGAACUAGAGAAUCCGUUUGACGGAUUACUUUGAAUAUCUGUGAGUUUGUAUGUUGUGACUGAGAGGGAAAUGUGAAUCAUACAGACAAUGGUAUUGAGAAGAUCGGUGCGAUCCUACUGAAUACGUUUAGGAGAAGUCUUCUCUGAAGGAUCCGAUUAUCAAAUAUAAGAAUAAUUGCCAGUUAUUGAACAGAUUGUGCUUUCUAUGGUUUCCUGAAUCCACUGUCACUGUCACAGCAGAUUCCCCUAGACCAGGGGCUGAUAUUGCUCCUUCAUCUGUGAUGGAGGUUCAUCGUUGGAUCAUCGUAAUGUUGUGAGAUGGAUGCUAGACCACGGCUAGCUGUAGAGACCAAUGACGGAACUAACACACUGGCUGAUUUGUGAUGGUGCUAUGAUAUUGCCACGCUCCUGACCAAAUGUCUUUCAAUUUUUUUUUUGCCUGGAUAAUAUUUCAACAUUGAGAUUAGGGGAUGCAGUUUUUGGGAUUUACAUGAGAGAAAGACACAGUCUUGCCUUCUGAGCCAUGUAGCCGUAGGCCCCAUAAGUACCUUCUGUGGAUGAAGAACGUUCGUGUGUUGUAUAUUCGCCGUCAUAAGUGAAUCCUGUUUCUGCAACAUCAAGGUGCUAUAUGGAGGCUGCCUGGAGAUGGACAACAAUAUGGCCGCCUCUCAUCUUCGUGGUUCUCUCAACCACAGGUGCUUCUGAACGAAACGGUAAUGGCCUGGCUGAUAGUCCUGUCGACUCCUUUCUUCUGUGGAGGUGUUUCUUCUGGAGAUGAUGCUGUCAGAUAGAUAUCUACAGCCCAAUGUUCACGAUUUGCAGGAAUAAACAUACUGGCCGUUCCAUCUUUUCUACAAGCUCCUGUGAGGAAAGGAUGGACCAUGGCAGAUUCUGAUGUACUGUGAAACAGUAGUAUAAUUAUCAUAUCACUUUAACAUUGACUUUGUGGUGAGAUUGUAGACAAUCAUUGUAGACCGCUGUUAGAGGACAUCGUAAGUGCCAGACAAAUAGAUUAAUAUAUACUGACUGGAAAGAGACUUACAAAUGUAGUGUUACUUGUGCGACCUUCAACUACCAGUGUGAACUAGGCAGUGGUAGAAAGACAGCUUUGUACAACUAACUUUGGACUAACUGUUUGGAUGUAUUAUUACGCUCUUCAACCAAGAUGAGAUGGCAUUUCAGGAAAAGCAGGACUGUCUGACCACAAGGUUUUGUUGUCAAUAUGGAGUGGCCCAGCGGUUAAAGCUUUGGCGCCAAAGUCCUGGGUUUGAAUCCAAAUGGUUACAAUGUAUAAAGUUCAUGUUUGGUUAAAAAAAAUAUGCUGGUAAAAAUCUGACGUGUAAUGUCGACUUAUUGUUUGAAAAAUGUUUUAGUCAUAAAAAAAACCUUGGAUUAUGUUUAAUGUCAAAGCGAUCUUUAUCGUCAGUGGUAUAAAAGAAAGUCUUGUCAAAGAAAUACCAUCCCAUCUUUGGUGAAGAGUUCUGACACAAGUCUCCUGGACACUGUUAGAGCAAUAUGUCUAUGUAUAUCAGACAGAACAGCCACAAGUAGCUUCAUCGUGACCUCCUCAUCUCCAUCACUUUAUGCAACAAUGCCGACAUUCCCAAAGGUGCCCUAGCAAGUGACUGGCGGAGACGUCAGUUUAAGACUGUGUGACAUCAUAACCACUUGUAUCCUUGUAUCUAUGCAUGUAGACAUGUAGUUCACGUCUAGGCACAUGUUGGCUCCGUUGUUCUGGGUUAGCAGGAACCAGUUGCACCGCAAGUCUCCCUCACCAUCCUCUAGAUUGGUCACACUGUUCAUUAUAAAUCAUAUUGCUUUACUUAUCAGUUUGUUGCACUGUUAUAUGGAUUCUGAGAUACUACCGACCUGCUUGUUAAUCAAAACAAGACUUUGUUAUUUCAUGAUUGGUACUUUUUGCACAAUUAACCGCUGUAUAAUUUAGCCUACACACUAGUGGCCGAGUUCUCCCUUCAUGGUAAAUUUGAAAAAAAUAUUACUUUAUAAUGAAUCUAGAUUGUUUGGAUUCUUAUGAAAGUACAUUUUCUCCUCUUUCAGAUGAAUGGUUACACUUGUUAAAAAUUUAAAUGAAAUUUAAUUUUGUUGAAUAUGUUGAAUGAAGGGAGAAUCUGCCUUUUUCACCACCAUGAGAUUAUGCACUGUAUUGUUGAGCUAACUCCCCAAAGACUUAUGCAAAUGACCAGUAUUAUCUGCAUACUCCCCAGCUCAAAGUCCCCCACUUCUGGAACUGUGGCAAAUCUUACCAGGCAUGUAGCACUUUUAGAACCAGUUUACCAUUUCCACCAAGCUUGGCUGUUGUCAUCAAACUUUACAAAUUCAGCUAAUUCCUGUUUGAAGAUACAGUGACGCCUGUGCAAACUGACAUCUGUGUACUCCAUGUGGAAUAAGGGGUGGUGGGGUAGCCUUAUGGUCGAAGCGUUCGCUCAUCACACUGAAGGCCUCGGUUCCAUUUCCGACAUGGGCAAAUUAUGUGAUGCCAUUGUGGUGUUCCAAGCCAUAAUAUUGCUGGAAUAUUUGUUAAAAGUGGCAUCAAACCAUACUCACUCACUCAUUGAUCUGACAAAACAAUUUCGUCAAAUUGCUUGAGUCAUUACUCUUUUGCGUAACAGUACUGAGUUGAGCAUUGGCUGCCUGAACCAAAAAAUCUUGGACUCCGUUCCAAACUCGAUCGGUUUCUUGCUGCCAUCAUAUGGCUGGAGUGAGGUUGUUGCCGGUAGGGCAGGACUCCCUUACUGUAUUCAUGAACACCAGGUGUCAUCACUUACAUCCACUGAUCUAUCCAUAUAAUUUUCAUCACUAAUUUGUCUGUUACGCCAGUGGAAUCUGUUCUGGCAGAUAAUUGGGACUGAUUCGUCUCUGGUGUUGGCUUUCUGAAUUGGACGCAAACAGAUGUCAGUUUAUGCAGGCUCCACUCUUGACAGCAUUAUGUGUUAUAGCUCAUCAAAGACUCCACAUCAGUUCACACUACCCUGAGCAGGUUAGCCCCAGUUUCUGUCGGAGCAUUGUAUACUUAUAUAUACAUAUACAUAUAUAUAUUUUGUAUAUUCUCAUGGAACCAUCUGUAUAUGCCCAUUAUGACUUGCCUAAAUCUUGUAAAUACCACUAAUCCGUCAUAACUUUAUUGUUACUAAACAUUUUUAUCAUUAAGAAUUUGCCCUCUUGUAUUGGAGUUUCUGAAUCUAUCUUGUACAUUUUGCUCUGAGUGUAAAGCUCUGUACAUCAGCCCGACUUACUCUGACAAAAUGUGCUUUGUGCAAGAAAUGAGAAAGACGUGUUAAAGAAAAUCUUUAGCGUGUUUGUGUUUUAUUUAUUACUAUUUUCAUAAUAACACGAGGACCAUUGGACUAAUUUAUGUCAUUAAAUUAAUUUCUUUAAUGAAUUAUGUUAGUUUAAUUUAAUUGUCAAAUGUCAGGUGAUCUUACGAUUGUUGUUAUUUACUUUGAUACUGACAUUGGUGUACACUUUCAUAUUCUCAUUGCCAUAACCAGUGUAGGAUGUUGUCAUGGUAUAUUGAUUUGUAAUUCUAUCUUAUUUAUUAAUCAGCCAAAUUCAGAUAGGGAGUUUAUCCCUGAUAAAGAGUCCCCUGUUUGAGUUUUUGUUCUCAAAUCAAAGAGUUUGUAUUGGCAUAUAUUUUGUCAGAUAUAUUGAGAUUUUGUUACACCUAACCAAAGGAUCUUGAAAGCCUCUGAUAUUAGUGCUUUUUAAAAACGGAUUUGCAUUGAGAAGAUUCUCAUAAUAUACCUUUGCUAUCAAAGCGUGCAGUUUUGAAAUGUAUGUUUCCUCUGAAACUGCAUCUUUUGUAUGUUGACAUGGUUUUACAAUAUUUGAAGGUUCAUUCCAUAGUAUACUGAUGACAUGUAUGCUACGAUGUUAGCUUGGCUGUAUGUGUGUGGAGAACUGGUCAAGAGGGUCUGCCUCUCAUGUACUUCCAAUGUCAAUAAAUAAUUCAUUUUGUACAAAUUAA
Messenger RNA from Haliotis rufescens (red abalone), 10940 nucleotides. Its product is annotated as plexin A3-like. The transcript is spliced from 38 exons. The record is from RefSeq and is a predicted model, not a curated record. Gene Ontology annotation, biological process: regulation of GTPase activity; positive regulation of axonogenesis; semaphorin-plexin signaling pathway involved in axon guidance. Gene Ontology annotation, cellular component: semaphorin receptor complex. Lineage: Eukaryota; Metazoa; Mollusca; Gastropoda; Lepetellida; Haliotidae. The coding region runs from base 1086 to 6773 and encodes 1895 amino acids. Gene Ontology annotation, molecular function: semaphorin receptor activity; protein binding.